UAAUGAAAGUGAUGAAUAUGAUGAUUAUUGUGUUGGUGAUGGAGAAAGUGUUAAAGGAGCACCGAGAAAAUACAACCGAGAUAUUAGAGAACUAGAAAUUUUAAUUCAAUCAGUUAAUUCUAUUGAACCUUUUAAAAUUGAAUUUCAAGAAUUAGAUUAUUUUUUAUUUGGUAAAUCAAGUUCCACUGUUUGGUUAAAACCUAAAACUGAACCAAAUGUGGAGAAGAAGGAAAAGGAAUCAAAUUUUGGAUUUCAAGAAUUUGAUGAUCUGAUAAAGGUUGGAAGUAAAGGAUUCGAACCACAUUUAUCAUUAGCACAAGAAGCCAUUAAAAAAUUUUCCAAAAUUUUCUCAAAUGAACCAAUCAAAUUUGAAUUAAAAGAAAUUUAUUGGAUUACACGUGAAGGUUAUAAUGAUCCAUUUAAGAUUUUUGCAAAGAUUGGGUUGGGUAAAGAUGGAAUUGCU
This is a messenger RNA of Dentiscutata erythropus, 463 nucleotides long. Lineage: Eukaryota; Fungi; Glomeromycota; Glomeromycetes; Diversisporales; Gigasporaceae. The record is from the annotation of a GenBank genome assembly.